GUCAAACUGGAGCGUAGCUGACAAGCUCGCUCCCCGGUGCCACUCGCUGACCAGUCUCCCGCUCUCUGCAAAUCAACUCCACGCGGGUGCUACUGCACGCCCUUUUAAAAAAAAACACAGCGGAGGAGGAGUAAGAGGAGGAGAAGGAGAAAGAGCCAAACCCGGGAGGUCUCACGCGGAGAGAGACGGCUCGCGGGAGGACGAGGAACUGGAGGAGGAGGAGGAAGGAGGCUUCGCUCUCUGUCAGCCUCGCGCGCACAGCACGCGGAGGCAGAAGGCAUUAUUUACUGGACGCUUCCCAUGGAGACGCUCUCCGUCUCGCGCGCCGUCCUCUCAGAGAGAAGCGGGUAGGAUUGUGACGGAGGGCGGCUCUCUCAGAUCUCACAGCCAGGUGUUGCAUCCACCCCCCCUUCCCCGUUUCGAUGGGGAGGCCUGAGGAGGGUUGAGUGGCUCGCGCUCUCGACUUUGAUCUGGAGCCUCGCGCGCAACAACAAGUUGAUAUUUCUGAGUCGUCGCCGAGUUUCUAAGAGAACAAGAUUUUUGGAUGUUUUUUCGUGUUUUUUUGCGCCUCUCUGAGUUGCUGACCUCACCGCUGUCUGGAUCUGUGUGCGCGCGCGUGUGUGUGUGAAGACAGAAGACUGGAAUUAAUGUGAAUAUUCGUGCUGCAGGCGCAGAUAGGACAGCCAUGGCACGGUAAAGCGGACCGAGCUGUGCCAACGACGCACGAGCCAUUUGGAAAUCUGGUCUCUGUGCCGCGUGCACUCCUCGUGUCCCCGCCUCGUUUUUCCCGCUCCUGGAUUGCCGCGGCACCCCGAUGGUGCGGAGGGUUGGUGGCUCGAGCUUGGACACGCCACCCGGUGAUUGUUGUUGUUUUGUUGUUGUUAUUGUUGUUUUGAGACGCUUCUGACGAUGCGCGCGGUUCAUCUUGGAGAUGUUUUUCCUUUCCAGUAGGAUUUCUGUGCGGGUUUUUUUCGUUUUUGAAAUCGUUCGCGCGACAAUGACCUCCAACCCAAGAGAGAAGCACGCGCCCCCGGUUCAGUGCGCACGAGAGGACGUUGUCUCCCCCAAAAUCGCCGAGCUCCUUAACGCGCGGGAAGGGUGGGUUACGAGCCUGUAAUCAGUGCGGCGAAGACACACACAGACAAACGGGACCAGCGCGCGCGGCGGCAGCUGCCAUGGAGCUGUCAGAGGUCCGGUGCUCCAGCGCGAGCGAGGAGCUGUACACCAUCAACAAGACCCCGAGCAGCAGCAACAACAGCAACAGCAGCGGCAGCGCGCGACCCAAACGGCUGCUGUGGCAGAACGCGGUGCGGCACAUCACCGAGCAGCGCUUCAUCCACGAGCAGGGCGGGGUAGGGGUGAAGGGCAUCGGGCCGGACGAGCCCUACGACCCGAGCCAAGGGGCGCGGAAGCAGUCGGCAGGGCGGACGUCGGUGGGAGACCGGCACAACAACGGCGGGACCAAAGUGUUCCCGGAGCGCGCCAGCAGCGACCUGGGCUUCCUGCAGAUCGACUGCGCGCCGAGCAACUCAGACUUCUUCCUGAACUGGGGCUACACUUAUCGGGGCGUGAUCUUCCCCACGCUGCGCAACUCCUUCAAGUCCCGCGACCUGGAGCGGCUGUACCAGCGCUACUUCCUGGGCCAAAGGCGCAAGUCGGUGGUGGUGAUGAACAUCCUGGACGUGGUGACCAAGCUCACCCUGCUGGUGCUGCACCUCACCCUGGCCUCCAUCCCCAUGGACCCCAUCAAGGGGACGCUGCUGGGCUUCUUCACGGGCAUCGAAGUUGUUAUUUGUGCCUUAGUGGUGGUGCGAAAGGACACCACGUCGCACAGCUACCUGCAGUACAGCGGCGUGGUCACCUGGGUGGCAAUGGCCACGCAGAUCCUGGCGGCAGGGCUGGGCUACGGGCUGCUGGGCGACGGGGUGGGGUACGUUCUCUUCACUCUGUUCGCCACCUACAGCAUGCUGCCGCUGCCGCUCACCUGGGCCAUCCUGGCCGGCCUGUUCACCUCGGGGCUUCACAUCCUGGUCCAGCUGCUCAUCUCCAAGAAUGUGCAGCUCUCCAGCAACCAGAUAGCAGCUCAGGCUGUGUUGUUCAUGUGCAUGAACACUGCUGGGAUAUUCAUCAGUUACCUGUCUGACCGCGCUCAGCGUCAGGCCUUCCUCGAGACGCGGCGCUGCAUCGAAGCUCGGCUGCGACUCGAGACAGAGAACCAGAGACAGGAACGACUGGUGUUAUCAGUCCUGCCUCGUUUUGUAGUUUUGGAAAUGAUCAACGACAUGACAAAUGUAGAGGACGAACACCUCCAGCAUCAGUUUCACAGAAUCUACAUCCACCGCUACGAGAAUGUCAGCAUUCUUUUCGCAGAUGUUAAAGGCUUCACAAACCUCUCCACGACGCUGUCAGCGCAGGAGCUGGUGCGAAUGUUGAAUGAACUCUUUGCACGCUUCGACCGCCUCGCACAUGAGCAUCACUGUCUACGAAUAAAGAUCCUUGGAGACUGUUACUACUGUGUGUCUGGUCUGCCGGAGCCUAGGCCGGACCACGCCCACUGCUGCGUGGAAAUGGGCCUCGACAUGAUCAAAACCAUCAGCACUGGUGGUGCCUUUCCACAUGUGCAACCACCGUCAGAGUUUCAGGCUUUUGACCUGAGUGCUGAUGACGAGCUGGACGCCCAGCUGAACAUCUAUAGAAGAUUUUGGACCAACCACCACCAUCAAAACACAGGAUAUGGGGAUAAUUUUGGACCAAUGGUGUCCAUCCCUCUAGCAGUGAUUCAGAGAAUCCACAUGAAGGCUCACACUAGGAGAUCUACUCUGGCUGCCCUAACGAGAAAUUCGAUAAAUCUGCUUCCAAACCAUCUCGCACAAGCUUUGCAUGUCCACUCUGGUCCUGAGGAAAUUAACAAGCGAAUAGAGAGCGCCAUCGACUUACGGAGUGGCGAUAAGUUGAGAAGAGAGCAUAUCAAGCCUUUCUCACUGAUGUUUAAAGACUCCAGCCUGGAAGAGAAGUAUUCACAGAUGAGGGACGAGGUUUUCAAAUCCAACCUGGUGUGCGCCUUCAUUGUGCUCGUCUUCAUCACAACCAUCCAAAGCCUGCUACCCUCUGCCAGCAUGGUAACCAUGGUGAUCCAGUUCUCGGUCCUCAUCAUCCUCCAUUCCUGCCUGGUCCUAGUUACGACAGCGGAGGACUACAAGUGUCUGCCUCUGGUCCUGAGAAAAGCCUGCUGCUGGAUAAACGAAACCUACGCGGCACGAAACGUCAUCAUUUUCGUCUCGAUCCUCAUCAACUUCCUGGCAGCCAUGAUCAAUAUCCUGUGGUGCGACUUCGACAAGUCCAGCACCUUCAGGAACCAGACGUACAACGAAUCAACCUCCAUCCCCGACAUCUGCUUCUACCCAGAGUAUUUUGUAUUCACGGGAGUGCUGGCGAUGGUGACGUGUGCGGUGUUCCUGCGACUGAACUCCGUGCUGAAGCUGGCGGUGCUGCUGGUGAUGAUCGCCAUCUACUCGCUGCUGACCGAAGCCUUCUACACGUCGCUGUUUGUUCGCUACGACACCGUCCACCACAACACAGAAAACUUCCUGGGAACCAAAGAGACGUCUUUACUCCUGAUGGCCAUGUUCCUCCUCGCCGUGUUUUACCACGGGCAGCAGUUGGAGUACACAGCACGCCUGGACUUCCUGUGGCGCGUCCAGGCCAAGGAGGAGAUCAACGAGAUGAAGGAGCUGCGAGAACACAACGAGAACAUGCUGAGGAACAUCCUACCCAGCCACGUGGCCCGACACUUCCUAGAGAAGGACCGGGACAACGAGGAGCUGUACUCGCAGUCCUACGACGCCGUGGGCGUGAUGUUUGCCUCCAUCCCAGGCUUUGCUGACUUCUACUCCCAGACCGAGAUGAACAACCAAGGAGUCGAGUGCCUGAGGCUCCUCAAUGAAAUCAUCGCUGACUUUGAUGAGCUGCUGGGUGAAGACCGAUUUCAGGACAUCGAGAAGAUCAAGACGAUUGGCAGCACCUACAUGGCCGUCUCUGGUCUGUCGCCUGAGAAGCAGCAAUGUGAAGAUAAAUGGGGUCACCUGUGUGCGUUGGCAGACUUCGCCAUCGCCCUCAACGAGAGCAUCCAAGAGAUUAACAAGCACUCCUUCAACAACUUUGAGCUGAGGAUCGGAGAGCACCACAUCCAGACUUCAUUCCAACACAGCGAUGACUGA
Molecule: messenger RNA, 4217 nt
Organism: Neolamprologus brichardi
Lineage: Eukaryota; Metazoa; Chordata; Actinopteri; Cichliformes; Cichlidae
Source: RefSeq, a predicted model, not a curated record